Molecule: messenger RNA, 483 nt
Organism: Euleptes europaea (tarantolino)
Lineage: Eukaryota; Metazoa; Chordata; Lepidosauria; Squamata; Sphaerodactylidae
Product: transmembrane protein 229b-like
Exons: 1
Coding region: 1-483 (160 amino acids)
Source: RefSeq, a predicted model, not a curated record
AUGGGGACCCCGCCUGAGCCCCUGAACCAGGUGUGCCGGUGCUACAUCUAUGCGGUCCACGGCUACUUCUUGGAGAAGAUCUUUGCGGCCAUGGUGGGCGAAGGCAGCCCUUUCCAGCGGGCCGGCAGCCUGGGCUCCUUCUUGGUCUACGGCCUCUGCGGCCUGACCUUGGAGCGCGUCUACCUGGGCCUGCGGAGCGAGUGCUGCCUCCUCACCCGAUGCAUCCUCUACAUCCUGUCCAUCUACUCCUGGGAGUUCGGCACGGGCGGCCUCCUGUCCUGCUUCGGCGCCUGCCCCUGGGACUACGGCGACUACAGCUACAACCUGAAGGGCCUGAUCGCCCUGGAGUAUUUCCUCUUCUGGUUCGUGGGCUCCCUUCUGCUGGAGAAACUGGUGAUCUGCAACACGCUCCGGCUCCUGCUGGCCGAGGAGUGGAAAGCCAAGAAGAAGCCCCUGCCCAGAUUUGAGCUAACGGACGACUGA